Molecule: messenger RNA, 14572 nt
Organism: Anarrhichthys ocellatus (wolf-eel)
Lineage: Eukaryota; Metazoa; Chordata; Actinopteri; Perciformes; Anarhichadidae
Gene: kcnab2a
Product: potassium voltage-gated channel subfamily A regulatory beta subunit 2a
Exons: 14
Coding region: 10190-11386 (398 amino acids)
Biological process (GO): regulation of action potential; transmembrane transport; regulation of potassium ion transmembrane transport
Cellular component (GO): cytoplasm; membrane; voltage-gated potassium channel complex
Molecular function (GO): voltage-gated potassium channel activity; potassium channel regulator activity; transmembrane transporter binding
Source: RefSeq, a predicted model, not a curated record
CUAAACACAUAGUUGAGAGCAUGUCCGUUAAAGAGCUGAUGAACAUAUUUACAACUUUCAGAAUGUUCUGUAUAUUACACCCACUGAGUCGGGUGACAAUAAGUGAGCUGUUCUCCACUAGAUGGUGGCAAUGCUUCACUUUAACACUUCAUACACUUUCAAAUGCCUCCCACUCACCUCCAUAAUGCAUUUACUGAGCACAGCGAGUGCAUCACUCACACACUACUGAACAUGCUGGACAACUAGUUUUGAUAUUUAUCAGUUUAGCCAGGUGUUGAAACAUGGAGGAAUGUUUAUUGCCUUUGCUUCAAGUAGCCCUGGGCAAUAUAUCGAUAUUAUGUCAAUAUCGUGUUAUGAGACUAGAUGGAGUCUUAGAUUUUCAAUAUCGUAAUAUGGCAUAGAUCGUAAGUGUCUUUUUCCAGGUUUAUGUCCAUAAACCUGGAAAAAAAGGUUGUUGAUAAGGUUGUUUUAUCAAAACAGUCUUAUUGUGAAAGCAUCAAUAGUCCCUAUAUCAUCAUGGCAAUGUAGAUAUUGAGGUAUUUGGUCAAAGAUAUCGUGAUUUAAAUUCCUCCACAUCUCCCAGCCCUACUUUAAAGCAUCAUUCUCAUACAUUUUAUUUUUGUGUCUGUAUCUUUCAUACUCUAACACACACACACACACACACACAUACACACACACAAACCUUUUGGUGCGGACAUAAAUCUUCACUGAGCCACUCUAAACUGUAAACAAUUUUUUCUUAGUCUCAGCAGCACGGCAGCAUGUGUGUCAGACUGUGACGUUUUUCUUCAGGCGAUCCCCGACUCCAGAGCUAAAUUUAGCAACAGACUUGUGUCCACAGCUGCCACUGGAUACAGCUGAACGGGAUGCAGCCUAACCUGUUAAUCCACUACUCUACCUCAAGCCCACUGCCUCGGAGUCUUGCUACAAUGAUGAAAGCCGCUGUAUCGUGUGUUUUGUGCUUCAUCUUUGUCACGAUGUUUAGGUAUUAGAUAAAGAUUUGGUGACCUCUCCGGUUCCUCUUUGAGCUAUCUGUGUCUGGCCGAGUCUGACAGCCUGUCAAAGUGUUCUAGUCAGAAAUGUUGCGUGGGCACAAGAGGUGGGAGUGCCAGGGAUUACACAAUUCUAUUUCGUCUUGGUGUUUGUUGUAUUUCAAUUUAAGUCUCUUUAUACAUGGCAGCUCAACAAGAUGUCUUCAUGAUCACAGUUUAAGGGUUAGUACAUUGUGUUUAUAUUCCACGUGUAUAGUUUUAACUUGAAUAAUGCAUCAAGAGGAUUGUAACUUUAAAUAAUGAUAAAGGUCAUUGUCAUCAUUGGUUAUUUACGAAGUUGUAACAUCUGAUUCAUAAGGCUUUAUAUGUGGUUUGUAUAACAUCAUAGUUUUAAGAAGCACAGCCAUGGACGUCACAGAGGGCGUAGCUUUGCCACACAAGUAGUCGCUGUUGUUCAAAUAGAUGGUAAGAGCACCUUUUAUAGCACCUUCAGCACACUACUGAACGUAGAUGUGUUGUUUUCAAUAAAGCCUGCCAUGUCAACAUCUAUGUUAACAUUGCCUUGGCUACUAGUUAUAGUUAAAAGUGUGGGUGCAAGAUUAGUGACAGACAAGGGGCAUUAUGGCGGGAAAUUUAAAAUUUAAUUAACGCCUGAAAGUGUCAUUUCCUGCAAUAUAGAGCCUUUAAUCAAGACCAAUAAAGCUGCUCUUUCACUAUAAAGCACAGUUUAUAUUGCACAAUAUGUUAGUGUGUGUCACAGGAUUUUGUGUGACUUGGAGCAGUCGUGCAGCGGGCCCCGCCCCUCUUUGCAGUGAGACGGCGUGCACUAGGUCUACGGGAUGUAAAAAAAAAAAAAAAAAAAGUGUGGAUACAACAAAAAUAAACACAUAUUUGCUCCCCCAAGUCUCCACAUGUACUUUCAUGCCUGUCCGCAUUAACCGUGUGUUUUUCUCCAUGUCUGAAGGAGUGUGUGUCUCUGUGAGUGUGUGUGUCACUGGAGGCUGCAGGGAGGCUGCUCUGUACUUUAUGAAUACCCAGUAGUGACGGGCGGUAGGAGGCGUCCCUCACCCCUUUAGACACUCGGGCUCUAGAGUUGUGCUGUUGUCGCUUUGGAAGUUUCGUACUAAACAACGUUCAGUACACAUUUCCUAAACUGUUGAGAACCAUCCCUGAAUAAAAUGUGAUGUUGUGUUUGUUUUCCUCGGGCGAUGUCUAUUGCUUUCGUUCUCUCUUGAACGUCUCAUUUGAAUUCAACAAAUUGAAUUUGUUGGGAAUCCUGCCAUGAUUUAUUUUUGUAUGUCUCUUAUGACAUUUCCAUUGCAAAUUACAAUACAGUCUUUAGGCAACAGAAAUUGUGAUGGAUAUACGUAAGUCAAUGCGGUAAGAGUCGUUUCUUAAAAGGUCAAGUCUGAGGCAAAGAGGGAAAGUCCACCGAAGCUUUUAGAUUAUUUCUGUGAUUUUUUUGGUCACUCUGGCAAAUUUAAUGCACAGGGACAUUUUAUAUGUCACGGUUGACUGAUUCAUCAGAAAGUCAGCAAAACCAGGUCCUGAGUUCGGGUUGCAGGUAUAUAUUUUGACUGAAUUUCUCUUUGAUGGAACCUACUUCAUAUUUCCUUUCAUUGCUUUGUUGUGUAUUUGACAGGAAACUCUCUCUCUCUUCCCCCCACAUUGCUCAUGGCACCUUAGUUUUGCUCUGUGUAUUCUCCUGUGGUCCCCAUUUAGUGUUAUCAUUGAGAAUACACUAUAUCCACUCAGGCUGAAACCACUUCUUCAAAAGUUUUGACCUACUGUAUUAUUGUACAAACAUACUUACACUUUUCUUCUGUAGUUAUCUGUCUCUCAAUGUCCUUCUUGGGUUCUGCUGGUACUGCCUAGCAUUUGUGUGUAUUGUGAACUACUCUGCCUGGUGUUUCCUUUCAGAAAGCUCCUUUUGUCUUUUCCUUGUAAGGCGUGAUAGUGUUGGUGUAGGCCGAGACCUCAGGCAGGACCACCAGACAAAAGGUUUGAGCUGGUCUGACCUCUCAACAUGUCAAGGAUAUACAAACAGCAGUCUGACCACAUUAUAGACCCGCUGCCUUGUUUCUAUAUUUAUACUGCUGGAGGCCAUUCAGGGUGACGGCAUCAGUAGCUGAGAAAUAAAUAGGAGCCAUCUGUUUCAUAAGCAUAACUUGUGUGACAGGACCAUCAAACGGCAUCAGCUAGAAAGCGAUGGGUCACACACUGUAAUAGAUCUGUGUUGGCCGUCACAGCUGUGAACGGUCAAGGGCAUCACAAUACCUGCAGGUUCUCAUAAAAGUGUUCUUUCUUGCAGAAUGCAAAUAUUCACUUUAUCACGUUAGCAUUAUUAAACAGAACAAAUACAGACAAACCAGUUAUUUUAUGACAAUUGAGAGUAUCUCAAAUAUGAAUGAAUACACGUUGAUAUUUAGAAUAGCUGACUUCAUUCUACUUCUGGCUGAUUGGAGAUGCUCAGUGUUGUCUGUCAAUGUGAUCCGGAAUACCUGUUUAAAUAACACAACCAGCUACAUCCUCCACUAGAUGUUUCUAUCAUAUAAAUGAUGCUUCUUCUUUUAUGAAACAAUGUCUUGCCAAUUUAAGUCAAUCAUUUGAAUUAUCUACUAAAGUUAGCAGUUGUUGACAGUUGGUGUUAUUUAAAUAUGAUUAAAUGGCAAAUUUCUGAAGUCUGACAUCUAUUUUUUUAUUUUUUUUUUUAUUUUUUUUUUUUUCCCAUCAGCACCUUUUUUGGUCUGUAUGACAAUGGCAAACAACAUGAAAUAUAAUGAUUGAAAGGCUAAACUAUAUUUUGGCACCUAAAAUGUCCCAAAAGUUGUACUAAUGGGUGUAUAUUGACUGCUAUUUGAUGGAUGGCUACAUCUGGCUCUGAAGAGGGUUCAUUGAGAUAGUUGGUAAGAAAAGGUGAGGUAUCCUCUCCUCCACCGACAUGAUCAGUGCCUCUGGCUUCUCGUUGCUAAAAUUCUACGCCUGUCCAUCAUGGCGAGCUAGCUAGCCAGUGAGUGUCGUGGAUGUUGCGGUACAAAGAUACAGGCAUGACAUGAUGGUACAAGUGCCCAUUUAAAGAUGGGUUAGGGUAUUUUUCUGUAAUGAGGACCCCAGGUCCCUUCAUCAGGAGUUGAACUCAAAUUUCUCCAAACGAUCUGGACUUAGGAUGCCAAGAGGACAAGCAGCCGCAUCUUCCCGCUGAAAUGCGUGCAAUAUAAAGCAUUUCUGCCGAGCAACGCUCCUCUGUGUGAACCUUUGGUAUGACAAAUGCACACAGGCAGGCUGGAGGAUCUUCCGAUGAACAGGACAGAUCACUGUGCUUCCUCCAGAUUAGUGAGCACGCUCCCUCGGACUGUGUGACUCAGCCCCGUUUGGUUUAAGCACAUCUGAAUUCCCUACAUUGCCGUGGGCUCCCUGCUGUUUUGUAGUGGUCAACAUAUUUUCUGUGUUUUUACUCUGUUGCAUACUGUAUCAGAAAUAUGUUGUCUUUCUUGGAUCAAUAUCUGGCUAUAGCAACUCAUUGAAAAUACAACAAUUUACAAAUAUGUUGUCCUUAUUCUCCCCAUAUUUUUAAUGACAUAUAAUCUCUGAGAACAGCUAAAGCCAAAAGUCAUCGUAAUGACUUUAUUAUGAUGACAGGGGUUCCCUCUCUUCUGUUGUUUUGUAUGAUCGUGUCGGCUCUCUCGCUCCGUUAGAUCUGUCAAUGGGAACACCUGAAACGACAACUCCUUCUGAGCCCUGCUGUCUGCGGGGAAUCUGUCAUGUUCACUGGAGAAUUAAAAAUUGCUGCACACAGCUGUGACCGGCUUCUCUCUGCACUGUUCUCUAAGGAAAUCCCAGAAAAACUAAGAUAUUUAGCUUCAACAAAAUGAAAAGUACAGAAAAAUUACACAAAAGAUUGAUACUAAGAUAACCUAAUAUAGAAUACUAUUCUCAUAUAUUUUUCUGCAUCAGUUAAUUACAUUGUCAUUGCAGCGAUGAAAGGGUCAACCAUUAGCAAUGUUCUGACCCAGCCUCAGGAGGCUUUAAGCUGCUAGAAAAGCAUGACAGCAUCUGUCAAUCACCACUGUCAAUUUGUCUGACCGCACAUCACUUUCCAUUACCUCUCUUAAGCCCUUUCUCACACACACACACACACACUACUCUGCUUCACCACUCCUAUCUCAGGGAUGCUAUCCUGUACACUUUGUUACUCAAACCCUCACUAAUGUUGUUGAAUUAAACCCUGAGUAAGUGGAACUUUAACCUCCAUUAGACAGCUGGCCAACACUUACACAUACAACUGUGGUCAUCCUCAGCUUGGUGAACGGUGCUCUAACAAUCACUGCCUGAUGUCACAAACUGCAUUUUCCUGGCCUGGUGCCUGUGGACACGCUUUCUUAAGUUAACGUUAUGAGAUGUACAGAGAAGAAGGCACAGCUAGAAGGAGAUGAAGCCGUUGAGAAUAGGUUAUUCUGUUUAGCUUGAAGGAGUCUUUACCUUGAGAUGUAAUUUCCCUUUUUAAUUGUAGAGGAUCUCUGCAGUAAUACAGAAAGCCAGUGCUUGCCCAACUAGCUGGGACAGUUCAGGCCUAGCGCCCUGCAGCAACUCUGGAUGCCAGUUCAUGUGCCAAUCUCAAAUCGCUGGAGGUACCCAGACUGCCCCUGAGACCAAAUUAGUGAACGACCGCAUGAGACACUCGCGAAUAUCAAAUUUGGGAGUCCUUUUCCCCUUUCAGUGGCUAAGGGCGUUCUUUGUGUAUUGUCUAGUCUCACUGUGUAGAAUUGAUUCAGCGAGCAAAUGACUAUUUUUAGAGCUAAUGCUGCGGUGAAGGAUCUCUACUCAUGACGGUGGACCACUGUACCUCCGUGGUCCGUUUCUAAUUUUCUGUCGAUGAAAACACAGCAGUAGUCUUUCCCUCUCUGGCACUGAUGUUGCUCAGCUGCAGUAUGUGGGCUGUAAGCUGAGAGAAGUCAGCUGUCCAAGCAAAACCUCCCGUACAGCCGGGGCGGACUACCGGCGCUUCAUUAUGCUAUGAUCUCCAAUCCUUCCUCUCGAUCAGGGCUGAAAGGAUUAUCAGAACAAAACCAAUCAUUUUAAGUGUGCGUGUUUCUGCAGCUUUCCUUUCUUGUAUUCUUUUGUUUUCCUUCUCCGGCCUCACUAAAAAAAAGCUGUUGUUGGUGAAUUUUACUCUGCUGUAGUCAUGAUCGCAUAAACGCACACGUUAAGCUGUAUUCUCUCCUCUUCCUCCCCCGCACACUGAAUGAAGCACUGGGCCAGGCCCUAUCAGUGCCCUGCAUUCACACACACUCAUUGAGUGUCUGAGAGGGGUUUUAGCAGCUCACUAGAUUUUGGGAUAACCACUAAAUCGGGCACUUAAUCAAGGCAAGGAGACGAAGGCCACGACUCGAGGGAGGACAUUGUGAUAAUAUGUGGAGUGGGAGGAGAUGGAUUUCUUUUCUUUACGCUGAGAUUUGCACAGCAGGGCUGUCUAACAACCAGCUGAGUCCAGCGCUAACAAUGGUAACUGAUGGGAUUUGUUUCUCAGGUAUUGUUCAAUUGCGUCCCUUUGCAUUGAUGCAUAAAUUACUUUUUAUCGUAAAAGAACAGUCGUGCAUUGGGCUGAGUGCCCUUACUUUGCGCACCAUGAACACAAUGUCGCUAAUUAACAAUUUAACAGCGGCACUUUAAGGCAUUAUGUAAAGAUCAGACUUUCUUAUAUUUAGUUCAGCAUCCUUUAUGACUGGUUUAUCUUGAAUAGAGGUUCAUUCCAAGUUUGCUUCUGCAGACUCUGAUGAAUGAACACAAAGCAGCUAAUAGUUCAGGCCAGCAAUUGCUCAAUACUGGCAUUAAGAAAAGAAUCCUAAUUAAAGUGUGCAUGAAAAGGCUGAAUGAGAUGAUAAACGUGAAAGCAUUUGUUCGGAUUGACUUUGACUCUGAGAUCACCAGCAGGCCAGGAGGCGAUUUGUCCUCUGCAGUGCAGGCCGAUGUGUCACGCAACUUCAGUAAUUAAAUGAACACAGAGGUAGUUUAUGGAGCUUGAAUGUCACGCAGAUGAAAGACCUCCCCUUCAGCAAUGGCAUGACUGCACUGUAUGAGUGUUGAUAAGUGGGCACAUGUGGAACAAGGUCGCAGGUUUCUAACAAAGGAGAUAUAAAAUGUUUCACCAAUCACCUCUUGACUUGACAGCAGUAGGUGGAGACCAUUAAAAUGUCUGUCAGGCAUGCUCACAGCAACACCUGCGAAAAAGUGUCAGUCAUCUUUGAUGGUCGCCUCUUCUCUUUAUCUGGUCUUUUUGUUUUCCAGAUAUAGUAAAAGCAAAUAAAACGCAUGCUGUCAAUCUAAAGAGAGUUGGCAGAUGUGCCUGUUGUGAAUUAUUAAAUCAUAGUAAGUGUGACAGGCAUGGUGUAUUGGAUUGAGCAUAUUUGUAGCUCAUUCUGUUGGCAUAUUUUUGCAGCGGUUUUAUAGCUCCUGGUAAUUGCAAGGCGUCGGUGCAUCAUGUCAUUUUUAUUGAAGAUAUUUUACAGUAAAGAUUAUAAAUACAAACCGAUGCAAUAUGGUUUGCAUCUGGUGAUGAGUAAGCUGGACAAAAUGGCAGAAGGAGCAAUAAGUGAAAAAUGUUUGUUCCAUUGAUUCAUUUAGGUGACGGAUCACUAGUCUGACGGAUGAUGCACGCUUGUAUUGAUCACGAUACAGGCACUUUCAGAUGCAGAUAAAUCAAGGUGCAAACAAAGGAUUCAUAUGGUUUAGUAAAGACAAUAAAUCAGUGGUCACAUGGUUUCAGUAGCCAUGAAAAGCUGUGGCAGGGUAUUAAAGGCUAAACAAUAUACUGUAGGAUAAAGAUUGUGAAUGAGUAUAUUCUAUUUCACCCUAUUGCUUGAAUAUUGUAAGGCAUGCCGAUGUUGUGCAAGUGUUCCCGUAUCUAGCUGGGGCCGGAUUUUUGUCGAGCUCAUUUUGUGGGUUUACGUGAAUCUGUGCAGCCGGCGCUCCUGUCCCUAGCCACGCCCACUUCUCAGCACCUUCCCCCAUGUCACGACUCCUGGGGGCCCUGGAGCACAGCCGAGUGGAUAGCGGCAUCACGUUUUCCGCACCACUGGCAGUGAGUGCAUGCACCGUACCCUGUGGACGCCAUGUCAGACCGCUCUUAUGCUCAACUGCUUUGUCGAAAUCAGUAGAGAGCGAAUGGCAUCGGCCUCAAACGUGUUCCCCAUCUAUCUUGCCCAUGUGCUGCCUCGGCCGCCACUGUAGAGAUUGCUAUGCAGUCGCAUUCAUGCUGGCUCAGGGGCUUCCUUUUCAAUCUCUCGCACACUUUGUUAUAGGAAGGAGCAUUCACAAGGCAUUUUUGAGGCUGGCUUGUCUGCUCUCUUCACACAGUGUGAAAUUUAAAUCAGAUUUUAGUGCGAAUUAAACCACUUCUCCCCUCAGGGCUCUAUUUAAGUCUCGGAGACCUAAGGUCAUAGCUCCAAGAAUAAAGCUGUCAGUUAGCAACCGCCUGUUUGCUAGAUUCCCGUGAUGGAGGUUGCUUCCUCCACUGCUUCACAAUACAUGUCUGCUCCUGAUGGCAUCUCGUUUAAUUAGCUCCUAGCACACUAGCUGGUCCACUCAGAUAAGCUUCACUAUUAUAUUACUGGGAGCGUGUGUCUAAUCUACUAUCUCUUCAAUCUGCAUCCACUGUUGCAUUUACUCCAAUUACUGCGGUGUUUACUUUCAACCUCCAACCUAUAUCAUUUUGUUACCACUCAUCUCGUCUAAGAAUGCUCUCAUUGUUCAUUAGGUGAGGAUCAAAUAACCAUUAAUAACAGAUGUUAUACGGGAAUGUAUUCAGGCGUUUUAUCCUGCAACAUUCAUUAUUUUCUAAGUUGAAGAAUGUAGAUUUAAACGUUUUUUGAAUCACAAUAAAUUAAGCAGUGAAGACGAACACAAGCGUGCAAGUUCAGUCUCAGACAGCCCGGCCUUCAACAUGUAAUAACACAGAUAAAGUUGCAUAAUGAAUAUUUCAUGGGCAGAUGAACACACCCACGUGAGAGCCCCCUUUUCUGGAGCCAUAGGCUAUUGCAAAGUCCUGACCAGUGAGUAUUCAGCUUCACCCUUUUUUCUUCUGACAGAAUAAACUAGAUUGGCACUGCAGGGCAUCAGGCGGACAAAGAAGAGGGGGAAAAAAAUGCACUACCUUUUUCUUAAGAAUGCUGCUGUAAACACAGCAGAUUUCAAUGCCUUGCUCUCUCACGCUGCUGUGGCUCUCUGAAUAUUCCUCCUCAUAGCUUCUCUUCAUAUCCCUCCCACCACAUUCCCUCCCUCUCUCUCUCUCUCUCUCUCUCUCUCUCUCUCCUCCCAUCUCUUGCCUGCGUGCACCGUGCAGCUUUACGCUGAGCACUAGGCAUACAGAUGUAAGUUUCAGCAGGGCAACGGCCAGCGCUGGCAAGUGAAUAUGAGGUUGCCCUUUUGCUAACAUGCAGUAGUAUUCAGUAGAGUAUCCAGCAGUCAAGGCGGACUCAGAAGGCGAGAUGAAAACCUCCUGGAACUGUGUGUUCGUGUUUUAUUCUCUCCAUCCCUUUGUGUGGAUCUAUGCGUUUCUACUCUUAAAGCUUGGCAGCGAGAGGUGUUAUCUCGAGCACUGAGCUCAGCUUUAAAAGGAAAUUGCAAGACUCUAAAUCUGCCUGUAAGCCUCUGAUGAGCCUCUGAUUAACAGAUAAAGCGAGAGGAGGACACCCGGAGGAAUCGAGGAAAAACUUGCAGAGGGAAAUUUACACAAGUUCUGAUUUUGAUUUUUGGGACUGUUUUUAAAAAAGAUUUAAAUCUUUGUCCUUGACCUGCGUUUUAUGUAUCUGAAGUCUGCAGUGAUUGCAUAUUUGAUUCUCACACCAGCUGAGACGGAGAUGCUGUAUCGUUGUGCUUGGAUUUGGACUUCCUUUGAGAGGAUUUUGUUUUCACCUGAUCAGCGGUCCUUCACUGUUUGAAUCCACUCUGAUCUGCCCCCCCACCCUCCUGCCCUCUUUUCUUCUACUGAACAUUGUGAGCUUAGUCACUUAAGCGACUGGGCAGUGAUUUCUAACGGAGGCACGGCGCGUGACGCUUGAUUCGGAGUAGUUGGCACUGAUCUUUCUCACGCUCUUCAGGGUCCUCAAACGUUACAGCUCUGGGAGUUUGUCCUACCUGACUUAACAAGCAGAGAGUUUAAUUAGACUUUCUUCUAUUGGGACGGCCGGCCACAAGCCAGGAUGCAGGUGUCACUAGUGUGCACGGACCACCGUGGGGGGGUGAGCCGCACCACGGAAGACCGGCUAAACCGUCAGAACGCCAACAGCCCCAACACAGGCACCCGCAGCAAGUUCAGAGCGGUGGCGAUGGUGGCUCGCAGUCUUGGACAACUCUCUGUUCAGAGUGUGCCUUCCUCCAGCGAGCAAAGCAUAAGGACUGGCAUGAAGUAUAGAAACCUUGGGAAGUCAGGUCUGCGGGUGUCCUGCCUUGGAUUAGGAACAUGGGUGACGUUCGGUGGACAAAUAACGGAUGAGAUGGCAGAGCAGCUGAUGACUCUGGCCUAUGAAAAUGGCAUCAAUCUGUUUGACACAGCGGAAGUCUACGCUGCUGGGAAGGCAGAGGUGGUGCUCGGAAACAUCAUAAAGAAGAAAGGAUGGAGACGUUCAACUCUGGUGAUAACAACAAAGAUCUUCUGGGGUGGAAAAGCAGAGACUGAAAGAGGUUUAUCCCGAAAACACAUUAUAGAAGGUUUAAAAGCUUCUCUAGAACGACUGCAGUUAGACUACGUGGAUGUGGUUUUUGCGAACAGACCGGACCCUAAUACACCUAUGGAAGAAACGGUUCGAGCAAUGACCCAUGUGAUAAACCAAGGCAUGGCCAUGUACUGGGGAACAUCCCGCUGGAGCCCAAUGGAGAUAAUGGAAGCGUACUCUGUGGCGCGACAGUUCAACCAGAUUCCUCCCAUCUGCGAGCAGGCUGAGUACCACAUGUUCCAGCGAGAGAAGGUGGAGGUGCAGCUACCGGAGCUCUUCCAUAAGAUAGGUGUGGGGGCCAUGACGUGGUCACCACUGGCCUGUGGUAUCAUCUCAGGGAAAUACGACGGCAGGGUGCCUCCCUACUCUCGGGCCUCUCUGAAGGGUUACCAGUGGUUGAAGGACAAGAUCUUGAGUGAGGAGGGCCGGCGUCAGCAGGCGAAGUUGAAAGAGCUGCAGGCAAUCGCGGAGCGGCUGGGCUGCACUCUGCCCCAACUCGCCAUCGCGUGGUGCCUACGGAACGAGGGGGUGAGCUCAGUCCUCUUAGGGGCGUCCAACACCGAGCAGUUGAUGGAGAACAUAGGAGCGAUACAGGUCCUUCCAAAGUUGUCAACGUCCAUCACACACGAGGUGGACAGCAUCCUGGGGAACAAGCCGUACAGUAAAAAGGACUACCGCUCCUAACGCACAGCGCGGCCCCGCCCGGCAGGGCUGCACCCGGGCUGCAGCCGCAGCGCCCCACCUUUGCCUGAUCCUCUGUUUGCUUGAGCUUUUACUGAGUGAGACCCUGGCGCAUGAGUCUGGCCACACCGAGGUCACCCAGGGCACCUCAUUUAGAGUUACAGGGAUAAGAUAAGGAAAGGGGGGGGGGGAAUACAGUUACCUCCGCAGAAAGGGAAGGAAAGAAAGACAAAAGUGGAAGGGAGGUUAGGGAUAUGCGCUCAUACUUAAAUCAGUGAUACAUUCAAUUCAGCUGAACGUAUUUUAAAACGGUAGAGAAAAAUACCUUUAAAAAAAUAAGCACACGCUUGCUUGGCAGCCAGAUUUCUCUUCUUUUUUUCUUUUUUGUUUCUUUGUUUUUCUAAAAAUUGAAUGCAACCAAAAGGAAGAUUAAGUUCAUACUGUAUGAAUAUAUAUGAGAACUACUCAGUUGCACAUGUACCAUAGCCAUGCAUUUGUUCCUUGGAUGUUCUGUUUACAAAACACCUGUGUACUGUAAGAGUCUGUCAAGCUUUCUCUGUAAAACCUUUUGUUUAUGUUGUGGACAUCGUCAGUGUGUGAGCCUCGUCGUGGGCUUUAACAAUCAGCACUUUAGUAUUGUCGGUGUGGUGUCGGACGGUAGUUCUAAAGAGGCGAGAGGAUGGGUCUUAAAAUAGUCUCAUAGCCAUUGCACUAUAGAAUCAUAUCUCCUGAUGAUUCCCUCUCCUCCUCAUCCUCGCUUUGUGUCUUGAGGCGCCUCCUCUGUCCUGACCUGUGGGAUGAUGCGUCAGGGCAACACAUCUGCCACUGAAGACAGUAGCCAUUUUAUUGGUCCCUAACGGUAGGAACUGCAGUCGGAUCAAAUGCAGUGUCACUGUGUCGCCCAGCCUCUGAUCUCUGUUUUCAGGCUGAGGGUUCACUGUGCAGGAAAGUGGUUGUAUCAGUGCUGGCUCCACAUCUCAUGGAAGCUUCUCCUUGCUCAAGUAUUUUUGCCUUAUUUACAGUUGCAUCAGACAGUGCUGUAGGCUUUUGGCGUAGACGAGCAGCUCGACCGCUGUCCCUUUUGGCCGACUUGGUCCCGUGUCCCCUGUGAAAGCUGGAACGCUGACUGGUGGAAGUGGCAUCAGUUGCGAGUGUGUCCAGUUAAUCAGUGGGUAGCAGCAGCUCAGGGAACAGAGCAGGUGGUUUUAUCCGUGUGUUGGCGUGCACAUGGUCAGGAGGUUGUUUUUACUCGUCUGUCUUUCAUGUGUGGACACCGGGCAGGACCAGUGACACUUUAGCGUGGCUUGAGCCAAAGACCUUCUUCAUCUCUCUUUGAAGACACACCCGUGUUCCACUCUCACUUCCUGCAAGAUUAUAGAACUCAUCUUGGCGCAUGUGCUAUCCAGCUUAUCUAUCUAUGAUAUGGACUUUACUCCAUAUAUCUAUACAUAUAUCUUUACUGGACCACACUGUUAUACUAGUUAACAGAUAUGCCCUUCAUAUACAGAAUGCAUAAGUACAGCUACUUGCUUUAGGAUCGGUAAGGUUUGUUUCAGGCGACGUGCAACCUGAGACAUGUCAGAAAUAUUACUGCAGAAUUUGACGCAGCCCUCCAUCAUUCUUUCUCCUUUGGGUGGUCUCUUACUGUGAUUAAAGCACAAGUGGAUAGCAUGUGAUACAUCCUCUUUUACCCAGCCUACAGGAGCUGUGGGACAAGUGAGGUGACGCUACCCUGCUUACCAAUAUGUGUAGGCAACUCAAAUCUUUACUAACAGCUGAUACAAUAUUGAUUCUUAGCAGAAAAUGAACACAUUAAGAAAACUGUCCUAUUGGUGUGAAUGAGACGUUGAAGUGGAGGGGAUAAUCAAAGUGUGGAUGAGGUCUGCUUCGUUAACUCCUCUUAGGUGACUUUUAACAGCAACAAAGUGAUUUCAUGUCUAUUGAUCCUGUGUGUGUGUGGGGGGGGGGGGGGAGAGUAAACUAAUCCCUUGCUUUAGCCUGUUGUAUUAGUUAAUCCCUGUAUACGUGUGAUUUGCUGUGUCUGAGUGUUUUCUCAGAAGAAGAGAAAAGCAAAGAACAUUUAGUUGAGUUAGUCUGUGGGGUUCUUGUGUCUUAAUCUUUCCAUCUGCAGGGAGCGGGGGGGACGUCUGAGACUUUGUUCGGCAUUUUGGGACUUUUUCGCUUUCUCACUGAAAGUUAAAAUUCUAAAAGGUUGAUAACUUACCAUGUUUUCACUUUGACACAAGACCUGUUAAUUUCCCCCAAUAAAACAGCACAUUUAGGUUUUUGGUGAAGAAGAAACUAACAACAUAUACCGUCUAAAGUAGCGAGCUUUGGACCUGCUGGUCGGCAGACUGUAUUACCUUUGUAUGGAGUCAUGAUAGCGGUUGUCAGUCUUUAUGCUAAGCCAAGUUAGGCUGCUGGCGGUGGCUUCGUUUUUAACGUACAGACGUGUGUUAAAUAUCUUUUCAAUCUUUUCAUCGAACUCUCAGCAAAGAAAGCGAUUCAGCGCAUCACCCAAAAUGUCAAACUUUCCAUUUAAAUGGUAUCGCUGUGCGUUUUGUUUGACCACCAGUGUUGUUUCACACCGUGCUGACCUGCCCAACAAAGAUCUUAUGGUGUUCAAAGGUUUCUGCACAUUGUAGAAAUAACUCAAUGUUUUAAGGCUGAAGUGUAGUAAGUCAUGCUCUAAGAGGUCAGUUUCUUCAUAUUUGCUGUUCCAACAUUGUAAUGACUAGUUCAGAGAUGAAAACGGACCCAGCGGUGGAUAGAGCUUAUUUUACUCUAGGUUAUACAGAGAAUAUAUUUUUACGUUUUAGCCUUUUAAUGCAGUCAACAGAAUCAAAAGAACAGUUUUUAUUUUUUUCAUCAUGCUGCAUUUUUCCUUUCAGUGUCGUAUCGAUUUUAAGACGGACAAAAACAAGUCAUUUCUUUGUGUUGUGUAUGCAUUGAUGAGGAAUGCUGUGAGGUGAAUGCAAUGGUGGACUGAAUUCAUUCUGAAGAUGACGUCGAUAGUCUGGUAUCUCCUGUACAUAGUUUGACCUUUGUAUAUAUUUUUGGUUGUGUUCACCUCUGCCUUUUCUUUUUUUAGUUUUCUUUUGCAGGCGUUGCUAUCUGCACUGUGCUUGAAUCUGAAUUUAGACAGGAUGUACAGCUUCGAUCUUCAAUGAUAAAAUAAUGGGAAACUAA